Molecule: messenger RNA, 402 nt
Organism: Microthlaspi erraticum
Lineage: Eukaryota; Viridiplantae; Streptophyta; Magnoliopsida; Brassicales; Brassicaceae
Source: the annotation of a GenBank genome assembly
AUGUCUGCGAGAUAUGGCUUGAGUCUUUGUCCAUUAACAGUGAAAUCACCUCCAGAAUGGUUCCAAAUUACAACAGCGCCAUAUGGUUUCACUUCUUUUAUCUUAAAAGGUCCGGACCAUCGCGAUCUAAGCUUACCGGGAAAGAGGUUUGAUGCGGGAUCAGUGGGCUUCUUGUUCGCGGAGAUUGGGUCGACCGUGCAUGGGAUUUGGUCGGCCGUCGGGGUCGGCCGUGAUGUGAUGUUCUCGGUCGAUCGUGGUCCAUUGCCUCCCGGCUCGGACGGUGCGGUCGUGCGGUCGGAUCGGUCCUGGAGAAGGCCGAGCGAAGCCAAUUCCCUUCCUGUCCGGCCGAGUGCGUUCGGCCGGCUGUUAACCAGUCUUCAGUACAAACGUGAUAUCUCCUAA